Messenger RNA from Paramecium sonneborni, 923 nucleotides. The record is from the annotation of a GenBank genome assembly. Lineage: Eukaryota; Ciliophora; Oligohymenophorea; Peniculida; Parameciidae.
ACAAGUUUAAAUAACUUAUUGAUAAAAUAAUGGAAUUCAAGUAUUAUUAUGAUAUUAAACUAAGUGCACUUUAUACUAAACAAAGAGAAAGCAGAUUAAAAUUAAAGAAAAAAAAUCAUAAGAAAAGAAAAAGUAGAAUUGAUGAUGAUGAUGAUGAUGAUGAUUAUACUAGUGAUUAUAAAUAUGAAGAAGCAAGUAAUUAUGUUCCCUUAAAGAGAUCUUCUAGACUCAAUGCCAGAAAGAAAGUGGUAUCAUGUUUUUAUUUAAUUUUAGCAUAUUGAUAAAGAGGACUAUAUUGAUAUAUGUAUUAGAACCAAAAAAGGACCAUUAUUUAAUAUCAUUAGAGAUGAAUUUGAAAUCUAAUAGGAUAAUGAAGAAGUAAAUCCUUUAUUAAUAUAUUAUCUAGUAAUAAUCUUCUAACAAUUAUAACUAAUAAUAUAUCUAUGAUUAUUAAGGAACAAAUAGUCCUAAUAAUAAUUAAAUGACACCAGCUUUUCCUGUGUUGACUCCUAGACAAAUAUUCUUUCAAAAACCUAUCAACUAAUAUUAAGAAGAAUAAGGUCUUUAAGAUGACAAUGUCUUGAGCAAAUCUAAUUUUGUUCCUAUAGUUAUAACAAAACCUUGUUCUUAAUGCAGAGAAAAAACAUUAGAUACUAUUGCUUAACAACUACAACAAAGAAUUAGUAUGAAUUAUAUCAAUUUUAGAUGCCAAUGCUGAUAAAUAUAUCUAUAAUUAAUAAGCUACUUAAGAUUCAGAUUUGGAAAUCAAUAUAGGAGAUCCAUUUGAAAGUUAAAAAGAUUAUAAAUCACCUACCAGUAAAUUUGGUAUUGGAGGCUAUAGUCCAAGUGCUUUUAGAAAAUAUAAAAAAGAUUAGGAAACUGGCUUAGUUAAUUUCAUGGUUACACCUCAUAAUUAUAAAUGA